Anopheles darlingi is the source of this 493-nucleotide messenger RNA. RefSeq lists its product as uncharacterized. The record is from RefSeq and is a predicted model, not a curated record. Lineage: Eukaryota; Metazoa; Arthropoda; Insecta; Diptera; Culicidae. The transcript has 2 exons. The coding region runs from base 73 to 429 and encodes 118 amino acids.
CGCGUCGUUCACUCGAUCAGUCUGUUGCGAAUCGUCUUCCGAGAAAGUAUUGCAGUGCUAUUGACGUACAACAUGGGCAAGAGUUUGAUACUGACAGUGGUGGGUUGUUUGUGUGUUUGUGGUCUCUUGGAAGCGGCCCCGCAGUUUGGACAGCUGGUCGACAUCGAAACGGAGAUAGAUUCCAUUCCAGUCACCACCGAAGAACCAUCUACGACGACCGAUCCGUACGCGAAGCUCGCUGCCGCCUUCACCUUCAAGACUCCUACGCAGGGCAAGAUCUCGUACUCGGCCGGUGUGCACCGGUUCGAGAUCGGACCGGACGAGGAUCCGCAGCAGCGCGUACUGCAGGAGUACCGCGACAAGUUUGAGUUGCGACUGCCAACGACCACUGCUAGAUACCCGAAAGGUCCGCCAUGUGUCUAUUGCUAAUAGGAGGGAACGACUACUGACCACCUAUGGCAUUGGAAUAAGGUGGUCUGUAACACACUGGAAA